This is a messenger RNA of Xyrichtys novacula (pearly razorfish), 4126 nucleotides long. The record is from the annotation of a GenBank genome assembly. NCBI's taxonomy places the organism in Eukaryota, Metazoa, Chordata, Actinopteri, Labriformes, Labridae.
AUGCUCUCUGAACCUGAGGGGGAAACGAUACAAUGUUCUCCUCUGUAGAUCCUGCAAAUAAAGGUGUUCAUUAAUCCUAAUAUUUGGAUUUUCUUGCUCUUGUCACUUUUCCUGCUAUGGCUGAAAUCAUCAUGUGUGAGCCGCUGGAGCUCUACAAUCUCCUCAACCAGCGCAACUGCGUGUCAAGGCUGGCAGAAAUCAACUACCUCUGUUUGAUAGGUGAGAGAUGGGCUUCAGCUCUGUGAUUGUGGUUAUUAUUGUGGAUUAUUACUUGACUUACUUGACUUAACUUAAUAACAGUUAGAUUGGCUUCAUUAUAACGGAAGAGUAAUUCAUUACAAACUUGUUGCACCAACUUUCUCACCUGUUUUGUGUCUCAUUUCUAGAUGCUCGAGAAGCUCAAGAUUACAGAAUUGGUCACAUCAUAACUGCUAAAAAUGCCAAAAUGGUACGGAUACAUGAUUGAUUAUUGUAUUAGCAGAUUUAAAAUACAUGUCUAUUCAAUCUGGUCCACCAGACUGAUGGAUAUCUAGAUAUCUCUCAAAGCACUAAGAAUUAUUGUUGGAAAACAGGAUAAUUUCUCUAUUGAUUAACAAUUUUUCACUGCAUGAGCUCACCUUUUGAACCCAGUAACAAUACACAGUGUGCCAUUAACCACGUACAGACGCAAUAGAGCACAAUUGAGCAUCUCAGAAUAAAGGGCAAUUUCAAAAGGCUUUCUACAGAGUCAAAAAUAUGUUGCUGGGUGCUACAAAAAAUAAUCAAAGUUGACCAUCAUCACUUUAACACAGCCGUAAAGCUCUGCGGUAUGAAGUUUAAAUCAUUAAACAGAGCAUCUAAGAUUGAAGUUGGCAUUGAACCUUUCGCUCCACGUAGAUUUGCUAAUGUCAGUUCCUGGUUACAUAGCAGGAUUCAUAUUAUCAAUUCAAAUCAAACAAUGCAGAACAUGUAUUUAAAGGUUUUGGUCCUGAAAAGUGCAAUGUUUCACUACUGAUAUCUGCGGAAAUAAAUAUCUAUCCAGCUAUUAUCUCAAAAUUGGGAAUGUGACGUCACUUCUUUGAAUUUAUUGUCAUACUGCAUGAGUUAGUAUGCUUAUUAAGCUCAGUCUGCAUCAUCCUGCAUCAAAACAAAGAGGAAAAGUCUUCCUCAAAUUGCUCCUGUUAAUCUUCAUAAGUCCCUGUGACAAAGCUCCGCCUCAGUUCCAGGUAUUUCACUAUAAAUAUAGAAUCUUUUUGUCUCUUUUUCAGGAUUCAGAGGGUUCAUUCCUCCUGCCAGAAGCCAUGGAGGUGGACAGUAUGCACCAUGUGGUGGUCUAUGAUGGGAACACUUGUUGUUUAGAGCAGCAAGGUAAAUGGGAAAAGUGUUACAGAGAAAAUGCUUUGUGUAAAGUAGCUCUGGAGUGUAUAUCUGCAAAACAAAAUUUAUAAAAAGGAAAAAAUGUAAACUCAGCAGAGACAAUGAACUUCUCCAAUCAAACUACACUUGACCUCUGAAUUUUGUCCAUGUUGCUUUCCAUGGCAACAUGCCUGCAGUUUUGACCUGGCAAUACCUCAAUUAUGCUCCUUGGUCAUAUAUGUAGGAAUUUUAUGAGUUAUUUUGUGAUUGUGAUUGCAGGAAGAGCAGCUGAAUGCGCCCGGGCCUUUGCUGAAGCCAGCCUCUAUCCAGUCAAGUUACUUAGCGGAGGCUUUCAGAGAUUCUCGGCUCUGUACACUUUUUUAAGUACUGAAAAAAUCAUCUACACCAUCACGGUAGGACAAACAAACCCAAGCUCAUAGAUUAUACGUCUGAGAUUAUACGACUGAACAUGCAUGUGAUAUGCACCUGAAAGACGUGCAAUAUAUCAGCUGAAGUUUAAUUUGAGAUGACACUAUUUCAAGUCUCUGUAACUCAGGGCGUGUGAUUUCACACUGAGCUGAGCUAAACCAGCGCCUCACUUCAUGAUUUUCCUGCACUAGUUUUUUAGGUUCUCCAAUCAAUACAAAACCCCACAAGUCCAGUAACAUAUGGCAAAACAGAGAUUUUGAAUGUCCCAUUUGAUAUGAGUAUUCUGUAAAAGGUUCCUUGUGACAAACUUUUGUUAGUAACAGAUAAAAUAUACCUCUGGGCUAUUUUAGGAACUGGAAAACCUGAAGACUUAUCCAGUUGAGAUCAUGACAGGACUGCUGUAUAUGGGUGACCAAAAACAAAGCAUGGACUCCAGUAUCCUCAAGGACCUGAAGAUCAGUGCUGUUCUCAGUACCUCAGAGAGUGACACCUUGGAGUAAGGCAGGACAGGAUAUGAGAAAUGUUAUUAGACAUGAUUUUGAACAUCACAUUUUUAUAUAUCUUCGAUCUGCUUUUGAACUCUUAAAAAAAACCUUUUAGAUCCAGAUCCAUUAAAGGAGGUCGGCCCAUCCUAACCAUCCCCGUGGCCGACUCAGUGGUGUCAGAUUUGUAUUCAAGUUUUGAAAAGAUUUGUAGUUUUAUAGGUAAGUUAGAUCAAUGCAAUAAUAAAACUUAUUAAGGUGUUUCAAAUAUUCCUAAUUAAGUCCUAUGAAUUCAUUUAAAAAGUAGUAAACCCUAAAAAGCUGUUGCAAAAAAGUGUAUCCGCUAAAAUCCCUUACUGGAGCUUUAAAAUACAUGCAUUUUUCCUGUUUUCUGCCCACAGAUGUCCUGGAGGUUUGACAUCAUUUAGAAUAACAACAUAUGAUUUUAUGUACAUUGUUACAUCAUGUAUAAACCAUGCUUUACAGACUUUUUGAGCAGCACAUGGUAUUUGCAGAGUAAAAUUUUUGUUUAAUUGUUCAUUAAUGAGUUAGUGACUUGGCCCAAUAGCGCUGAAAUGUUUUGUUAGAUUAAACUUCUUUAUUCUAUUUUCAGGUUCACACAUCAACAAUGGCUCUCAUGUUUUGAUUGUUUCCACUCUGGGCAGAAGUCGCUGCAGUGCCUUAACCAUCGCUUUUCUCAUGUACCGCCUUAAAUACACACUGGAGGCAAGUGGGAUUCACGCAGUGCCAUUAAUGUUGUGGUCCAAAGACUUAAAGUGUGAUCUGAAGCAAACAAGUGAACAAUUGUAAUCCCUGGUGAAAAGAAAAAAAUAACUUAAAUCUAAAUUUAAAGUUUUCAUUUGUUAAUUUGAGAUUUAAAAAAAAAGACAAACUGGCUCGAGCUGCAUAUUUGCUCUGGUACUAAAAUAUCCAUUUGAAAAUGUGACAAAACCUAGCAUCUCAUUCCAGUACAUAACACCUUUGGUUUAACUUUUCAGGAGGCUUGGAGGUACAUGCUGACAUGUAAACCCAACAUGAGGCCCAACACGGGGUUUCUGCAACAGCUGUCUGAAUGGGAGCUUCACACUCAGGGAGCCAAAGUGACUGAAAUCUCUGAUCCUCUGUUUAACUAAGGGAAAAAAAGUAGUUUAUAUUCUUGUUGGGCAAUAAAGACAAAUUAUUUCAGGUACACAAUCAGGAAAAAGCAAUCAGGGUGAUCUGCUUUUGUUGUAUUUAAUAUGAGGAUACUCUAAGCACAUUAAACAUCACAAGUGUUUAGCUUUGGUCAUGUAGGCAAUCACAAAAAGGCUCUUUUUUUCUAUUAAAGCGUCAUAGAAUCUAAUAUUAGUUUUAUUUUUAUUACUGCCAAUGUUUCUAACAAUACUAGAGAUGGCAGUUUGUCCUCUGGGGUUACAUAAUAUGUUCCCCUAAAAAUACAGGCUGCAUGCCAACCUGUCAGACAUUCAUAUUUCCCGAUACUUGCCUUCCAGGAAUCAAAGUGUUUUCCUUUCAGAAAAGCCGUCAAACACCUCUGGAAAAGAUCUGAAUUUGCCAUUACCGCUUUAAAUAGCUGUGAUGAGACACGAUGUUUGUAUAAACAUCUAAAAAAACGUGCUUACAGUAAAGAAUUUUUGAGAAGAAAGAGCGUUUCCUCGCAGGCUAAACUCGGGGCACAGUAGUUUGAAGUGGUUGUUUAAAGGCGCUGCAGUUGAUUUGCUGAUAAGAAGAUCCAAAAUCACCAAAGCGACGUCUGAUUCGCAACGUCGGUGCGUUCAGUGCUCGUCACGUGACACACGCCGGAACUGUGGAAGUUUGUAAAGUCUCUCUUGUUAGCUAGGCUGAAACCGAAUCUUAUAACCACAAAAUAAAACAUAAAAAUA